CAAAAUGGGGUAAAGAUGAUGAUACAAGAAAGAUUUGCAAAUACCCUGCCGUUUUGCGGCGUAAAGGACGGCCACGAUGCUUUAUUAGUUGCAGCUCAUACAUUUAUGAUAGAUGCUGGCUAUAAGUGCACUGGAAUUGGCCAAGAGAUUCCUGAUUCUCCCAGCAGUAUUUCCACAGAAAGUCUUCCUCAAGGCUGGAAUAGUAGUCCUGAGCUUUACGCCAUCCAAUAUAAAUCUCCGAGCUCUUAUCACAAGAUAUUUUUAAUGAAAGUUUUGCGUUUGGAAACUGUGCUUGCUUUCCAUGUUCUGGAUGUUGACCAGGAGAAAAGUGUUGAUUUGAUGGUGGAUAUCUCAGAUUACAUCAUAGGAGAUAAGAAUAACUUGCUGCAACAUCUUUUUGAUUAUAAACAAGUUGUAAAGAAAUUUGAACAGUUUCACCAAGUCUUUAAAAAUGAAAUAACUAGUAAACUCGAGUCUCAGAAAGAAAAGCCAGCCAGAUUAAACACAAACAGAUGUGAUACCUCAAGACAAAUUAUUUACCCAGAUGAUCCACUACGAAUCCCACCAAGACAACCAUUGAUUCAUGAAAGACAACAACCAUCAAUUCUUGAUCCAAGAGGAUAUGGUGAUCGUGAUCUCUUGCCUGGACACCUAGGUGCAGGUGGAAUGCUGAUGGACCCUUUCAAUCAACAACGUGGAAGGCAUUCACAGGGAUAUCCUGGAUUACCAAGAGGAACUGUUCCUCCUGGUGCAAGAUUUGAUCCUUUUGGUCCUGAUGUUGAGAUGGGAGGUGAUCAUCGACAAAGAAGAUUUAGAGAACCUGGUCCAGAUCACCUAAAUCCUCCUGGUUUUGAAGAUGACAUGUUUAUGUGAAUUGGAACAAGACAAAUGCAUGAUAUUACUGGAUAUAAUUUAGCUUUCUAUUACAGUUCAACCAUAUGAAUAAUUCUAUAGUCUGAAUAAAACUGAGAUUGCUAAUACAAGUUGUGUUACCUACAUACCUAUAUGUUAUAACAAUACUUGUAGAUGUUAAUUUAACACUCAAUAUUUGACUUAAGUUACCUAUGUUCAAUUACAAUGUGUAUUAGCUUAUUUGAAAAAAUAAUUCAUUAUAAAAUAGUAAUCUUUACUAGA
Molecule: messenger RNA, 1134 nt
Organism: Xenia sp. Carnegie-2017
Lineage: Eukaryota; Metazoa; Cnidaria; Anthozoa; Malacalcyonacea; Xeniidae
Product: proteasome inhibitor PI31 subunit-like
Exons: 9
Coding region: 16-873 (285 amino acids)
Biological process (GO): proteasome-mediated ubiquitin-dependent protein catabolic process
Molecular function (GO): endopeptidase inhibitor activity; proteasome binding
Source: RefSeq, a predicted model, not a curated record